Dromiciops gliroides (monito del monte) is the source of this 1442-nucleotide messenger RNA. It is a transcript of the gene FLOT2, whose product is annotated as flotillin 2. Gene Ontology annotation, cellular component: plasma membrane. Lineage: Eukaryota; Metazoa; Chordata; Mammalia; Microbiotheria; Microbiotheriidae. The record is from RefSeq and is a predicted model, not a curated record. The transcript is spliced from 12 exons. Gene Ontology annotation, biological process: protein localization to plasma membrane; regulation of myoblast differentiation. The coding region runs from base 290 to 1429 and encodes 379 amino acids.
GGCGCUGGUGGUGUCAGGGGGCUGCUUCAGUCCAGACGCUAAGAAAUAUGUGUUUGGAGGCUGGGCCUGGGCCUGGUGGUUCGUCUCAGACACACAGAGCGCAGAGCUAGCUCUGUGAGCCAUCCUUCACUGCAUCAGCCUCCAGAGAGAGGAAGCUAGUGGUGUGCACUGCAACAAGAAAGACAACCCACCUAGAGCCUCCAGGGGGCAUUUCUGCAGCCCACACACAAGCGUGAAGGCAGGGAGGGAGGGACACCUGAGGAGGAGGGAGAGACUAACUCUGGAGGUUAUGACCAUCCUGUGUCGCUGUGAGAAUAUUGAGACGUCGGAGGGGGUUCCGCUAUUCGUAACAGGGGUUGCACAGGUGAAAAUCAUGACUGAGAAUGAGCUGUUAGCUGUGGCCUGUGAGCAGUUCCUGGGGAAAAAUGUGCAUGACAUCAAAAAUGUGGUCCUGCAGACCCUAGAGGGCCACCUGCGGUCCAUCUUAGGGACCCUGACCGUGGAGCAGAUCUACCAGGAUCGGGACCAGUUUGCCAAGCUGGUGAGGGAAGUGGCCGCCCCCGACGUGGGUCGCAUGGGCAUCGAGAUCCUUAGCUUCACCAUCAAGGAUGUGUAUGAUAAAGUGAAUUACCUGAGCUCACUGGGCAAGUCACAGACAGCCCAGGUCCAGAGGGAUGCGGACAUCGGAGUGGCCCAGGCGGAGCGAGACGCGGGCAUCAGGGAAGCCGAGUGCAAGAAAGAGAUGCUGGACAUGAAGUUCCUGGCAGACACUUACAUCGCCGAUUCCAAGCGCUCCUUCGAGCUCCAGAAGUCAGCUUUCACCGAGGAAGUCAGCAUUAAGACCGCCCAGGCCCAGUUGGCCUACGAGCUCCAGGCUGCCAAGGAGCAGCAGAAGAUCCGGCAGGAGGAGCUGGAGAUCGAAGUCGUGCAGAGAAAGAAGCAGAUCGAUGUGGAGGAGCAAGAGAUCCUCCGGACCACCAAGGAGCUGGUGGCCACCAUUAAGCAGCCCUCGGAGGCCGAGGCCCACCGCAUGCAGCAGAUCGCCGAGGGAGAGAAGGUGAAGAAGGUCCUCCUGGCCCAGGCAGAAGCCGAGAAGAUUCGGAAGAUAGGGGAGGCGGAAGCAAUGGUGAUCGAGGCCCUGGGCAAGGCUGAGGCUGAGCGGAUGAAGCUCAAGGCUGAGGCCUACCAGCUGUACGGCCACGCCGCCAAGUUAGCCCUCGUGCUCGAUGCCCUGCCCUCGAUUGCUGCCAAAGUGUCUGCGCCACUGACCAAAAUUGAUGAGAUCGUGGUGCUCAGUGGCGACAACAGCAAGGUGACUAGUGAGGUGACUCGCCUGCUCGCGGAGCUGCCAGCUUCCGUUCACGCUCUCACUGGGGUGGACCUGUCCAAGAUUCCUCUGGUCCAGAAGGCAACAGGGACACAGGGAUGAGGAGACCUCGCCC